AUGUCUCUUUUCUCCUUGCUAUCAGGACAGAUUGCGGCAUCGCAACCCCAGCAACCUAACCCUAUGAUUGCACCUCCUGUUAAACCUGUUCCCCCAACCCCUGGCUUCUCCGAGCAUACACCUACAAUUUCUAGCAAGCCUACGGUCCAUCCUGCACCUCUCCUGCAACAAAGUGCAACGUACCAAGCGUUUCGCCAAUGGAGACUCCAUUUUGAGGACUAUGCAGCAUUAGUUGGACUUGAUAGAUUACAUCAAACUUCCCAGCUGAUUCACCUGAGAACUUGCAUUUCCCUGGACGUCCAGCGCCUGCUCACGCAUAAACUGGGCAUCCCUACCAACACAUCACUUUCCUUUACAGAGGUGUUGGAUACACUGCAAAAGCACUUUCACAGCCUCAGAAAUGAAGCCUUACGACGCAGGGAAUUGUUGUCCUGCAAACAGGCUGUUGGAGAAUCAUUUGCAGACUACUACGUACGCCUCAAGGAUCUCGCUGAUGAAGUGGACUUAUGCACUGGCAACCCCACCUCCUGCACUGAACGGCAAUUGCAGAUGGUAAUUUUGAUGGGUGUGAGAGACGGAGAGUUAAUGCAACGCCUUAUCCCCCUCCAACCCUCAUCUACCCUUGCAGAGUUCGUGACAUGCUGCCGCUCCAACGAAUCUACACGUGCGACUGCAUCAGCCAUUGCAUCUUCCCAUAACCAGGUCAACGCAGUAUCUACAUACAAGAAGAACCAGCGUCUACAUAAGAGGUAUUCUCAUCGAUCUGACCAACGUUCUCACCAGUCUCCUAACAGUGACCCUUGUCAAUAUUGCUCUCACAAGCACAAUUCCGGACAAUGCCCAGCCACGGGUGUAUCGUACAAUAGCUGCGGACGCACGGGUCAUUGGCCCCGCACUCAGAAAUGCCCUGCUAAGGAAGCUCAGUGCAAGACCUGCCAGAAACAGGGACAUUUUGAGAAGAUGUGCAAGUCAAUCAAGAAAAGUCAGACUGGGUAUACAGCUUCACCUCCUCCUACGAAGUCAAAUACCAGCUGCCGUUUCGUGAGUGAUAACUUGGGUAGCGAGUCCCCUACACCAGUCACUGUCUCUCUGUCAUUUGGCGAUAUAUCAUCACAUCUCCAGCUAAUCCCCGAUACAGGAGAAGACAUCACAGUGAUUGGCACCAUACAUUUGGAUGCACUCCGCAUACCUCGGACAAGGCUUGAACCUCCACCCAUGACAGAUAUCGUAACAGCAGAUGGAUCCCCCAUGACACCAGCUGUAGGAUACUUCCAGGCAACACUUCGUCUUGGCAACAAGUCUUGCUCAGCAACCAUACAUGUUCAUGAGGAUAUCCAGACUCCCCUCCUCUCCCGUGAACAUUGCCGAGCCUUCGCCAUAGUGUCACCGGACUUCCUGAAGCCCAUCCUCAAGGUAACACAUCUCAACAGAUGCGCUCAGUUUCCUGCCUCCGCCAUGACGCCACCCGCAGCUAUUAAGGACUAUUUUCUUUGGCACUUCAGCGACAUCCUCAUAUCCAAGAAGGAUCUACAAACCCAGCCACUAAAGAAAAUGGCAGGCCCUCCAAUGAGGAUUCACCUGAAACCUGGUGCUACACCAUUCGCUGUACAUACACCCAGGCCCAUUCCGUUCGCUCUCAGAGAUCAAGUGAAAGAAGAACUUGACUCCUUGGUGCAACAAGGAGUCAUCAGACCAGCAGGCGACGAACCCUUUGAAUGGUGCCAUCCCAUGGUCUUGGUACCCAAGGACAAAGGUGUGCGCAUCAUUGUGGAUCACACCCACCUAAAUUCUCAGGUAGGCCGCCCUACACACACAUCACCAAUGCCCCAUGAUGCCGUCCGCAACAUCUCUCCUACUGCGAAGUACUUCACCACAGCAGAUGCCCUGCAUGGCUAUUGGCAAAUGGAGUUGGCAGAAGAGGACCGCCACCCGACUACAUUAAUAACUUCGUAUGGAAGAUUCCAGCACUGUCGCGGCCCGAUGGGAUUUUCAGCAACAGGCGAUGCAUACUGCCUGCGUGGAGAUAUGGCACUACAAGGUGUUCCCACCUGUGUGAAGGUUGUAGAUGACAUCCUCCUUUCCGACGAAUAA
Macrobrachium nipponense is the source of this 2091-nucleotide messenger RNA. RefSeq lists its product as uncharacterized. The record is from RefSeq and is a predicted model, not a curated record. NCBI's taxonomy places the organism in Eukaryota, Metazoa, Arthropoda, Malacostraca, Decapoda, Palaemonidae. Bases 1 to 2091 code for a protein of 696 amino acids. The transcript has a single exon.